CACUCGAGCCCUCCGCGAGCUCCCAGGCUGGGCCAGAGGGCGGCCCGCGCCGCGCGAUCCGGGGUGGGGCCCCUGGCAGGGCCGGCCCCCACCCCAGAGGUCCCAGCCCCCGGGAGGGCUCCUCCCCGCAGGUGGAGACCGAGCAGACUAGUAGCCACCCGGGCCGCCCAGCCUCGCCGAACUCCGAGGCUUCCGCGGCGCGGAGUAUGGGGCACUGAUGGCCAUGGACGGCUACAAGGGCUUCCUGGGGCUCCUGGUGUCGGCGCUGCUCGUCGGCUUUCUGUCGGUGAUCUUCACGCUCGUCUGGGUCCUGCACUACCGGGAGGGGCUCGGCUGGGACGGGACCGCGCUCCAGUUUAACUGGCAUCCGGUGCUCACGGUGACCGGCUUCGUCUUCAUCCAAGGGCUAGCCAUCAUCGUGUACAGACUCCCAUGGACCUGGAAAUGCAGCAAGCUUCUGAUGAAGUCCAUCCACGCGGGGCUAAACACCGUGGCUGCCAUCCUCGCCAUCAUCGCCCUGGUGGCUGUUUUUGAGAACCGCAGAGCCCUGAACCUCCCCAACAUGUACAGUCUGCACAGCUGGAUCGGCGUGACAGCGGUCGCCCUCUAUGUCUUACAGCUUGUCCUAGGUUUCUGCAUCUUCCUGCUCCCUUGGGCGCCACUUUCUCUCCGAGCAAUUGUCAUGCCCAUACAUGUUUAUUCUGGACUUUUCCUCUUCGGAACGGUGAUUAUGACGAUCCUUAUGGGAAUUACAGAGAAGCUGUUCUCUGGCCAGACAACUCCUGCAUACAAUACAUUCUCACCAGAAGGUAUUUUCACCAAUACCCUUGGUCUUCUGAUUGUGUUGUUUGGGGCCCUCAUCUUUUGGAUUGUCACCAGACCACAGUGGAAGCGUCCUAAAGAACCGGAUGCCUCCAUUCUCCAGUCCAACGGAGGCACCGCAGAGGGAAUGGAAGGCGUAACAAUGAGCUUGGGUGGCAACGCGGACAAAUCUGAUGCAGAGAUAAACAGUGACGUAGCGACCAGGAAGAGAAACUUUGGCCUUGAUGACACUGGCCAGAGGUCUACCAUGUAAAAUGUCACAGAGCCAUACACCGUCACAUAUUAAAAUGUAGCCAUAUAAGUUCAACUUUAGAAACUAGCUGUACAGUUUAGCUUCUCCUACUCAUAAGAUGAUUGAGCUACGUAGUGUCAAUAUUUGUUAUAAUCACCAAAAAGCAUUUCUGGAAAGCCUUUGUAUUGAUUGAAGUCUUUGAACUUACAUGAGUUGGAAAGGACAUGAUCAAUAUAAAUAAUAAUUGAUAUAAAUUGUGUUUA
Messenger RNA from Octodon degus (degu), 1317 nucleotides. RefSeq names its product cytochrome b reductase 1. NCBI's taxonomy places the organism in Eukaryota, Metazoa, Chordata, Mammalia, Rodentia, Octodontidae. Gene Ontology annotation, molecular function: oxidoreductase activity. The coding region runs from base 218 to 1075 and encodes 285 amino acids. The record is from RefSeq and is a predicted model, not a curated record. The transcript has 4 exons. Gene Ontology annotation, cellular component: lysosomal membrane.